CAUCAACCUAUAUAUAAAAACCCUCUACCAUCACAUCCUUCAACCAUUCCAAAAAUUCCCUAUUGAAGCUUGUCUGCAACAAAGUAGAGAAUGGAAGCUAAGUUGGCAUAUGAGCGUGGGAAUGGAUUCUCGCACAAAAGGGUAUCGACAUCUAUGGUUGUCCUUGUGCAUUCUUUGGAUCUAUGGAAGUCCUACAUUGCUGCCUCCAAACUCAAAAAUAAGCUGUUGGUGAUUGAAUUCACUGCUACAUGGUGCGGACCAUGCCGAUACUUGGAACCAGCUAUGACUGAGUUUGCUGCUAAAUAUAGCACUGAUGUUGAUUUUAUCAAGAUUGACGUCGACGACUUGCCGGUCGUGGCGCAGCAAUUCGAAGCAAGUGUACUCCCGGCAGUUGUACUGGUUAAAGAUGCCAAAGAAGUUGAUCGCGUUGAGGGGGUCAAGAAAGAUGAACUGCAGAAGAAGAUUGAGAAACACAGGAAAUGAUAGCAGCAAUACAGCAAUACAGCAAUCCAGUACCUAAACCAAUGUUUAUUUAACCAAAAUAAGACUAGUUCUGCACUUUCUUCGUGCUGUGUUCUUCCAUAUUUGAUAAUAAAAUUUUACUGAAGUUUCUGCAAAA
This is a messenger RNA of Tripterygium wilfordii, 619 nucleotides long. RefSeq names its product thioredoxin H8-like. Bases 91 to 483 code for a protein of 130 amino acids. The record is from RefSeq and is a predicted model, not a curated record. NCBI's taxonomy places the organism in Eukaryota, Viridiplantae, Streptophyta, Magnoliopsida, Celastrales, Celastraceae. The transcript has 3 exons.